AUGCCGCCAGGAUUUCCCGCCGGUUUGAGCUUCAUGUUAGGUCUUCGUUCAGGUCCUUCUGGACCUUUGGGUCAUCUAAGUCCGACACCGAAUCCAGGUUCAUCGCCUUCAGCGCCUCCGGGCUCAGGCGCUUUUAGUACGGCUCAGUUGAAGCAUGUGGAAGCAAUGAUGAGCAGCAACCGAAACUAUUCGGAGUACAUGCGUUCUCUCGCCGCCAAAUACAACUCUGCCACCAACGACAGCUUCCCGUCGAGUUCGCCAUUCUGUCCUCCGACACCACCGAUGCGACCUCCCCUCCCUCGUAGUCCGGAUUGUCCUCCAUCACCUGCUUCGAGGCCUGCCAUAGGUUCUCAUUCAUCAGCUCGCGCAGCAGCCGAUAGACAUCCUUCUCCUCAACGAAGUCCUCCAAGCUCUUUCACCUUAGCCGAUUUUCCCUCCUCGCAAACCCUGCUCAACCUUGUCCGAACCCACGCACAGAGCUCGCAGCUCGAAUCUUACCUCAAGGGAGCGGUGAAGCGAUCUUCGUCUUCCACCCAAGAAGGUGAUCCCCUCGAUUUGUCGUUAUCGGGCCCUCCGAUGAAAAGCGCGCGAUCACCAUCCCUCUCUCCCGCUUCGACGAAAGAACACCACUCGUAUCUGGGUGUUCAACAGGAUCUCCAACCCGAUUCGAGAACGUCUCGCUGCUCAUCCGCGGGCUGCCCAAAUCGAGAACAUCAGAGCAAAUUCCUCGCGAGAUGGUCAGUAGACGAUGUCGUGAACUUCGUGCAGUCGAUCGACGUGUGUGCUUCGUACGCAGAGAAAUUCCGCGAUCAAUCAAUCGACGGUAGUAUACUUUCUGUUCUGACCGAGGAUCACUUGACGGCGUACAUGGGCAUGAGACUAGGCCCUGCCAUAAAGCUCCGGCAAGGUCUAGCCAACAUGACUGGCCACUGUAGUGUAUGCUUGCACUGUUUACAUUGCCGUGGCCCUCCCAAAUCGCCGAUAGCUCCGAACACUCGCGCGUCGUCCGCAAGUCCCUCACCGCACAGCUCUCCUGCGGCAUCGCCCAAGGAUCCCGAUCUGCUAGUAGGACAGCCUACUCCUGCGUCAUCGUCAUCAUCGCCUUCUCCGUCGCACGCGUCAAGUCCGACCGACACCACGGCUUCAAACUGA
This is a messenger RNA of Galendromus occidentalis (western predatory mite), 1152 nucleotides long. Its product is annotated as sterile alpha motif domain-containing protein 11-like. The record is from RefSeq and is a predicted model, not a curated record. Bases 1 to 1152 code for a protein of 383 amino acids. Lineage: Eukaryota; Metazoa; Arthropoda; Arachnida; Mesostigmata; Phytoseiidae. Gene Ontology annotation, cellular component: nucleus; PRC1 complex. Gene Ontology annotation, molecular function: histone binding; chromatin binding. Gene Ontology annotation, biological process: negative regulation of DNA-templated transcription. The transcript has 4 exons.